Messenger RNA from Exophiala viscosa, 1953 nucleotides. RefSeq names its product amino-acid permease. Gene Ontology annotation, molecular function: amino acid transmembrane transporter activity. Gene Ontology annotation, biological process: amino acid transmembrane transport. Lineage: Eukaryota; Fungi; Ascomycota; Eurotiomycetes; Chaetothyriales; Herpotrichiellaceae. Gene Ontology annotation, cellular component: membrane. The record is from RefSeq and is a predicted model, not a curated record. The coding region runs from base 1 to 1761 and encodes 586 amino acids. The transcript has 9 exons.
AUGAGUGCCCGCCGAGAAAGUCUUACGCUCGCGAACCCGGAGAAGGCCCCUGUUGAGCCUGUUGAGCCGGCCGGCUUGGGCGACCACUUGCGUGGCCGCCAAUUCAGUGUUGAUGCCACCGAUGUUGGCAUUGUCACUGCCGACCAAAACAAGCUGCACCGAAACCUCCAUGGGAGACACAUGCAGAUGAUUGCCAUUGGUGGCGCUAUCGGUGCAGGUCUCUUCGUUAGUUCAGCUAGUGCUUUUCAGACUGGUGGUCCUGCCGCCGUGCUGUUGGGCUUCAUGAUCAUUGGUGGCAUGAUCUACCUGAUGACCCAAGCACUUGCCGAGUUGGCCGUCAUGUACCCGAUCAACGGAGCCUUCACCAUGUACAUUUGCAGAUUCGUUGACCCUUCGUGGGGAUUCGCCUGUGGAUGGGAAUACGGUAUUGGUUGGCUCACUGUGCUGCCCUUUGAGAUUUCCGCAGCUUGCAAUAUCAUUCACUACUGGACAAGUGUCGAGAAUGUCAACGACUGCGCCUGGAUCAUCCCGUUGCUUUUCGCUCUUUGCGUCAUCCAAUACUUUGGAGUCAGGGGCUAUGGAGAGGUCGAGUUCGUUCUCAGUGCCAUGAAGAUCACCGCCUGUAUUGGAUUCAUGAUUCUGGGUAUUAUCAUCAACUGUGGUGGUGUACCAACCGACCAUCGAGGUUAUAUCGGUGCCAAAUACUGGCAUUCUCCAUACGGCGCCUUCCUCAACGGCUUCCAUGGGUUCUGUACUGUCUUCGUCACUGCCUCAUUCGCUUUUGGCGGAACCGAACUUACUGGAUUGGCUGCUGCCGAGGCACAAGACCCGAGAAAAGAGAUCCCCAAAGCCACGAGACAGGUGGUCUGGCGUAUCUGCAUCUUCUACAUUGUCAACCUCUUCAUCGUCGGCCUCAUUGUCCCCGCCAACAGCCCGCUGUACAAGAGCACUGGAGGUGAAAGUCGUCACUCGCCCUUUGUGAUUGCCAUCGAACUGGCUGGCAUCAAAGCACUUCCCUCAAUCUUCAACGCCAUGAUUUUGAUUUCCGUCAUGAGCGUUGCCAACUCAUGCACGUUUGCCUCUACCCGAACCUUCCAGGCAUUGGCAGCAAAUGGUAUGGGCCCAAAGAUAUUCGCCUACGUCGAUAAGAAAGGUCGCCCUAUGGUUGUCAUCCUUCUUCAACUUCUGUUUGGAUGUUUGGCAUUCAUCAACUUGGAUAAGAGUGGAGGUGGCAACAUCUUCAACUGGCUCCUAGCUCUGUCCGGUCUCUCGUCAUUCUUCAUCUACGGCAGCAUCGCCAUAGCUCACAUCCGCUUCCGUUCUGCAUGGAAACUCAAUGGCCACAGCGUCGAUGAACUCCCCUUCAAGGCCGCAUUUGGAAUCUGGGGCUCUUACGUCUGCGCCGUCAUGAACUUCCUUUGCUUGAGUGCUCAAUUUUACGUGGCCCUCUGGCCCGUUGGUGGUCCCAACCUCAACGCGACAGUCUUCUUCCAGGACUAUCUUGCUGGCCCCUUCUUGCUUAUCCUAUACAUUGGCUGGAAAGCUUGGUCGUGGUUCAUGCAUCCGGAGCAACGCCCGCUGUACGUCAAGAUCAAGGACAUCGACAUCUAUACUGGAAUGCGUGAGGGACAACUUAACUUCAUCAGCGGAGACCACAUCACGGGAGACCAGCGAAGAGAAAGUAUCAUGGAGAUGCAAGACGAGCAGAAGAAGAAGGGUGCCAUGGGCUAUGCGGUGGCUGCCUUCCACUCCGUGUUCUAAUCUGAUCGCAGUAGUGGUCUCAACUACCGUCCUUCGACCUUGAGGCUGUCAUUUCAUGACGGCUUUGUGGUUAUGGGUCGGUCAAAAUGGGCAAGGCUCCCCGCAUGGUAACAUGGCCAAGGGAACGCAAGGUGUAGAAGGAAGAAGAGAUCUGGAGUGAAGCACUCAAGAGAUCAUUCACUUACAAACGUG